Capsella rubella is the source of this 2504-nucleotide messenger RNA. RefSeq lists its product as uncharacterized. The record is from RefSeq and is a predicted model, not a curated record. NCBI's taxonomy places the organism in Eukaryota, Viridiplantae, Streptophyta, Magnoliopsida, Brassicales, Brassicaceae. Bases 36 to 2333 code for a protein of 765 amino acids. The transcript has 3 exons.
UGUUAAUAAACCCAAAAUCUUCUCAAAUCAAAGCCAUGGAUGCGAGCAACCACGACGACGAGUUCAAUUCUACCACAAACUGGUAUCUCGCCGUCGGUUCUCUCACAGUCUCCAUCUCCUUUGAGUCCUCCUCCACCGCAAACCAAGAAUCUGACGACGGAAUCAUCUCCGCCGCCGCCGAUCAUGUAACCAAGUCCCCGUUACUUCUACUCCCUCCUGUUCCCAACGGCGAGCCUUGCGAAAUCACAAUUACAUUUGCACAAGAGUAUGAACUAAGGCAAGUUUAUAUACGAAGUAGUGCACGAGUAUAUGAAGUGUAUUACACGAAAAAGCGGCGUCAGGAUAAGGAAUACUUGUGUACAGUUCGAUGUGGUGUUGCUGUGAGAGAUGAAGAAGUGCUUCAGGUCUCUUAUACUGACUCUGAUGCUUCUAAGAGUUUGGUGGAGAGGAAGGUGAAAGAUAAUGGUAAUGUACGGUCGAGCGAAGAUGAUUGGGUUGAAGUGAAAGCUGGUGAUGAUUCUCUGUUGAAUAAUGAGAAAGAUCUGCUUCUAUUGUCACAAUUAGGGAAACAGGAUUUUUAUGAAGCUACUGCGGAGAUUAAUGAUGUCGAUCCAUGUACUUCGAUUACACUCCGUCUUCUUUCGCUUCAGGAUAAAAGAUGUGCACUUGUUGAUGAAGUUUAUGUGUUUGCUGAUCCUGUUGAUUCAAGUGAGUCAGAGCAGGAAGAAGCGAGUGGAGCUGGAAAUUCAUCCAGUAGUUCGUUGAUGGCUAUGUUUAUGCCUGCUCUUUUGCAGCUAUCUCGAGGAAAAGAUGUCAGAAGAGAACGGGAUAGAGAAGUUUCUGGCAAGUCCAAUAUCACUAACCCAGGAACUUUAGGAAACUCAAAUGACUCGGAUGGGAUCGUGAAAGGAAUUCACCAGGAGAAAAUUUCCAGUAAAGCUGAUCUAAUAGGAGUGAGCCCACCGGUUUUAGUUGAUACUCUUUCAAAGCGGGUUGAUUUUGCAACGCGAGUAUCUGGAGAAGAAAUGAAACCUGCUACAUCGUGCAGUAAUAUGGAGACUAUCUUGGGUGAUCUUGUUAACAAGGUAAGCAGAAUAGAAACUAUCUUGACAAGAUUUGAAGAUCAGAUGUUGAAACCAAUCAAUAGUAUUGAUGCAAGGCUUCACCUAGUAGAGAAGAAACUCGAACAGCUAGGAAAGAAAUCAUUUGAGUCUGAAUUGGUUUGUCAAAAGAAAAUACCCAAUCCAGAUACUCUGGGCUGUGAUGGAGAUAAAAUUUCCGAUACCGAUGAGUUGGAUGGAUUGACUAAAAGCACUGAGAAUCCACAGUUGGUCUCAUGUACAAAAAUAGUUAUCCCUGAAUCCUCUAUUGAAGAUUGUGCUGUUGUACUACCGAAGAACAGGCUGGAAGAACUGGAGAGUGAAAAUAACUCAAUCUCGGGAAAUGAGGUGAUUUCUACUGAACCUGAGACCAGUAGUGAGGAGGGUAGUCAUUCUUUUGAAGAGAAACCAAAACGUUCAUUGUCUAUAAAUGACGCUUUAGCAUCUGCACUUGCUGGAUUUUUGUCUUCACAUUCGAUCACGGAUGGAAAAUACAGCCAAGCCUUCGCAGUCACAGCACCUGAAUUUUCAAAUGAAGACGAUAUGGAAAUAGAAGAUAAACCUCGGACUGGUGGCCAUCCAGACAAAAGCCAAGUUGCAGAAAACAUAUACUCUGCCUCGGAGAGCGCAACUUCUUCACAGAAAGUCCCUGGAAUUACUCCAUGUAUUGAAGACAAUUCUCAGGAAACGAUUUAUGGAGAUUUUAAAAAACGAGAUGAUAGUUUUGGAGGAGAUAAGGAAGCUAAGACAGUGGUUAGCGUCAGGGACAAUGCUUUAGAUGAAGAUAUGUUUACAUCAAGCACAAAAGCUGAUUGUUACACAGAAAAGGAUUCUGAUUCCUUGAUUCACGAGCUCGAGAAUUCAAAUCUAACUACUACAAAAUGCAAAGGAGAGCCCGAAAUGGAUGAUGUCUUUAAGAGUGUUGUCGGUCUGCAACCAACUACAUCUUCAAUUAAUUUUCUAACUUCAGUCCUGGAUGUGAAAUUUAGUUCAGAGAAUCAAGACUCUGAUAGCAAAAGUUUCUUCGAGGCACUCUUCACAGAAGAAUCUAAGACUGAUGUAGAUUGCAAGAACAAAGCUUUUGAUGAUAACUUGGUCUCAGUGGAAGAAGAAGAAGAAGAACUCAAAGGACCACCAACAGAUACCCUUUCGUCUGUGGAGAUGGAUCACUAUGAGACGAACGAGAUACAUCUACACGUUAAUGAUGAAACCUCAGAAGCAAGUCUGAUAUAACGGAGAAACUAAAUGCCAUGUUGAGUCUGUGGAAGGUAGAUUGGUAGUGUUGCAAGCCUUAAUGAUACUAGCGAUUAUGCUGGUUGUUAUUUAGAAAGAAGAUAUUUUACUGUACAUAGAAUUUGAAACCUUGUGAAAUUUCUAAUUAUAAUCUGUUGGAUCAGAACACUA